AUGAAGAAAGGACUCCUCCGGAAGAUUGACAACGAAAAGGUUACACAUGCGUUGUCUAAUGAUCCUUUUGAAACAACAGGCCAUAAGAAUAUAGUGGGCGAAAGUAUCAAUGCGUCGGUUGACAAAGAGUUUGACAAGAGUGGUGACGAUGGUAAUUCAACAACAAAGUAUAAGAAAGGUAAGACCAGCAAAGAAGGUAACUCUUGUAUUACAUUAACAAUUGGUAAGCCAAGAGAACAACUGGAAGAUUGUCUUGCGCAGAACACAAAGUUACCAAACGAAGAGGACAAUCAACCAUUGAAACGGACAGGAAGACGAGCAAAAAGAACGAAGGAAAAUAAGGUUAAGGCAAUAUGUGUACCGUUUAUGGACAAAUCAGAAGGUGACAAUAACGAAGAGAGUGAAAACAAAGAAUUGGAUCGGUAUCAUAUAAUCUGUAGUUUGACUCCAUUGGGCAUUUAUUGUGUUAACUUAGGGAAAUGUGCUGAUGAGAGUGGUACAACGAAGAAAAGAACACUAGCUUCUGAUACAAGGGAAGCUGAAUCUCGUACAACCCGGCGCAAAACAACAUCUGGUGGGUUAGGAAAACGAAAGAGGAGUAACAAGGAUGACAGAAAAGGAGGAUUUCAAACCUAUCAGCCGGUUGGGAAACUACAACUGUCUCCAAACUCCGGUAAGAAGACUUAUUUACCGGAGGUAGAUGAUUCGCUUAAGCCGAGGGAUAAGAUGACCUUUGACACAGUGAACAACGCAUUCCUCUUUUAUCAGAAGUAUGCAAUGGCUUCAGGCUUCACUGCCAGGAAGUCUUCUCAAUACACACAUCAUGGUGUUAUAAAAUCUAAAUGGUUUGUUUGCUCAAAGGAGGGGACUAAACCUUUUAAGGCGAUCGAUACAUCUAAAAAGAUUGACACCUCAAAUAAUGGGUCAAAGAGGAAAUCUGUUCGACGUGUUCCUUCUAUAAGGACUGGGUGCAAAGCACAUAGGCAUCUACUCCCCUCUAACCGAGGUAUGAACUAUAUGCAAGAGCAAGCCGUUAACGUGUUGAGUGCCUUGAACAUUGGCCCUGUGAAAGCGUUUAAUAUCAUGAGGACAUUGUAUGGUGGGUUUGACAAGGUUGGGGCAACCAAAAACGAUUUUAAAAAUUUCAAGCGAGACCUGAACAGGUAUAUAUCGGAGUUUGAUGCUGAUAUGAUGAUUAAACGGCUUUUGAGGAAGAAAGAGUACAUGCCUAACUUUUCAAUGGAGUAUAUAACAGACAAGAAUGGAGUUUUAAGGGGUUUGUUUUGGGCAGAUGAAGAUGCCAAAAGGAAUUUGUGUUUGGUGAUGUACAACAUGAUGUUUGUUCCAUUUACCGGCAUCGAUAAUCACAAUCGCAACGUUACUCUUGGUGCCGCUAUAAUAGGAAACGAAACUGCUGAAACUUACAGUUGGUUGCUAAAUGUGUUUCGUCAAGCAUUUGGUCGUGCCCCUCCGGUGAUUGUCACCGACCAAGACCCAGCCAUGAAGAAGGCUAUCGAAGAUACAUGGCCCGAGAGUAGACAUAGGCUAUGCAUGUGGCACAUCAUGGACAAGCUUUCUGCUAAGGUUGGUGCUACAAUCUGCAAUAAUACAGAUUUCAAAAAGAGGUUGUGUGCCAUUGUGUGGACCGAUUCAAUUCUACCAGUUAAGUUUGAAAGUGAGUGGGCUACCAUAAUGAACGAUUUUAACUUGGUUGAUCAUGAGUGGCUGCAGUCACUUUACCAAAUCAGGGAUACUUGGAUACCAGCUUAUUAUCGUGAGGAGGUCAUGUCCGGGCUUAUGCGUACCUCUAUUCGUUCAGAGAGCGAGAACCAUUUCUUUGGACAGUUCUGUAACCGGGGUUGCACACUUGUCGAAUUUCUCGGGCAUUUUGAUUCUGCUAUUGAAGCUCAGAGACAUGAGCACAGGAAGAAUGACCAUGACACCAGAAAUACAAACGCUGAAAUAUGGGCUGAAGACUUUGUUUUGGAGGAUCAAGCGUCCAGGAUAUACACACGCACUAUAUUUUUUGACCAGCAGUUGGAGAUACAAAACGGUAUACACAGAUGUGCUAUCGGAAAGUGGGAAAACAUGGGUGACUUCGUUAACUUUUUUGUGAAGGACUGGGAACAACCAUGCACUACUUUCUUCGAGGUUAUGAUGCGGGAGGACGACAUGACUGUGUAUUGUACAUGCAAAAGAUUUGAACAGUUUGGGGAGUUUCCACAACGCUAUAUAUUACGACGUUGGACUCGGGAGGCUGUUCCAAAUAGUGCCCCUGGUGCUAUUCUAGGUAUCAAUGAGACUGAGGAUCGUUAUAAUGAAGUUAACCGUGUUGUACGUGAGAUCACAUAUUCUACAGAGUCGGUUAUUAAUCAGCUUGUCACCAACUUUGAUGCGCUAUGCUCGUUCAGGGACCAUGUUGUUAAUUAUUUCAAAACUGCGGAUGCGUCUGUCGUCAAUGCUCCACCUAAGAGCCGUCGUGAAAGGUUUGCCGAAAUUACUAGUAACACAAAACCAUCAGAAGCAACCGUUCGUGUUCCCAUUGGAACAAGAUUCCAAGGUAUGGGUAAGCCUAAACGGAUGAAGUCCAAACGUGAAAUUGCAUUAAGUCAGUUGGGUAAAAAGAGCCGUCAAUGUCAAAACUGUUUUAGAUACGGUCAUAAUAGAUGUACUUGCAAAAACCCUACCCGGACUAAAGAACAAGCUAUGGCCGAGGAUGACUGUGAAGAAGAUAUGGAUGAAUAA
Molecule: messenger RNA, 2745 nt
Organism: Helianthus annuus (common sunflower)
Lineage: Eukaryota; Viridiplantae; Streptophyta; Magnoliopsida; Asterales; Asteraceae
Product: protein FAR1-RELATED SEQUENCE 5-like
Exons: 12
Coding region: 1-2745 (914 amino acids)
Biological process (GO): regulation of DNA-templated transcription
Source: RefSeq, a predicted model, not a curated record